UUUCUCAAUGUUUCGACUUUGUCCGGUAUUGGGUGCUGCCCGGCACUGGGGGAUCUCCCCCUACAUUGAUUGACCGCUUUUUAAUUGCCUUAAGAAUACUAGUGAACAAGUAGUCUAUGCAUCAAGAUCAUAUAAAACUAAAAGGCAACAUUGAGCACAUAAUAGUUAAAGUAGUUGGUACAGUCUGUAAUCGUCCAGAAAAACAGUAAUGUUUCAAAGUCAAGUAAACAGUUCAUAGUACAGAACAGUGGUUUAAUCCAAAUUCAGUGUUGAUCGGUAGAUUAAAACGAGUUGCAAUAAAUAUAACCAUUAAUACGGAAGAUUAUGUGUACCAGUUCGCCGUCAAAUGAACGUUGCGUUGUAGUUCAGUAAUUUCAUAUAGUAAAUAUUGCUACUCUACCCAUUAUCACCGCGACUACCACACCGACGCUCUUAUGUACGUGAACAGUUACAAUUAAGCUAAGUUAGAAUAAUGAGAUUCGGGGAGAAACAUCUUACAUGCAAUCUUAUUGGGCCCUUUUUUACCGAAAUGGUUGAAUUUUUGAAUAGUGAUUACUAGCUCAUGAGGUAUGGAAGUUGAUAUUCUUGAACUUUUUUUUUUUUAAUUUGAACUACCCUAAUAAUCAUCAAUCACACUCUUAGGGCGUGUAAAAGACUACCUGGAAAUUCAUGUGUUUCUUUGUCCUGCAUUUUUGUACCUUCCUUUACUGAAUAUUCCAUCCAUCGUAUACUUUGCAGCUCUCAGUUGCCAAAUUCACUUUGAAUCUAAAUCCAUUCGAAACAAACGGUCUUGUUCUGAGACGAAAAACAAUUAUUUCCAACGAGUUUAUUCAAUUUUUGGUGAUUUAAAUUUCACUGAACGAUGGUAGUCGCCAAAAAGUGGAUCUACGCUAAAGCCUUUUCGGGGUUUCCAACAGUCAACAACUUUCGACUCGAACAAGAAACUAUAGAUGCGAAAUUGAAAGAUAAUGAAUUCUUCGCCGAAGCAAUCUAUCUCAGUGUAGAUCCGUACAUGCGAACCUUCAUGCCGCAGUACCCGGAGGGAACAGUAAUGAUCGGUUGCCAGGUGGCCAAAGUCUUGGACAGUAAGAAUCCGCACUUUCCAACUGGAACGUAUGUGGUGGGUGCCUUCGGAUGGCGUACCCAUUCCGUGUGCAAACCGGAUGAGGUAGAACCAGAAUGGAAACCAUAUCCGUUACCGGAUUUCUCCGGAGAACCACUAUCGCUGGGAAUAGGAGCACUCGGAAUGACAGGCCAGACGGCUUAUUUUGGCUUUUUGAAGAUAUGUAAACCGAAGGAGGGAGAAACGGUGGUGGUCAGCGCAGCAGCCGGUGCCGUUGGGUCCCUGCUUGGACAGAUUGCGAAAAUAAAGGGAUGCAAAGUGAUUGGAAUUGCCGGAACCGAUGCCAAGUGCGAGUGGAUCAAGAGCUUGGGGUUCGAACAUGCCAUCAACUAUAAAACGGCGGACGUGGAAGCCGAACUGAGGAACGCUUCUCCGGAAGGCGUAGACUGUUACUUCGACAAUGUUGGAGGUAGAACGGCGGAAAUAGUGCACAAGCAAAUGAACCGGUUCGGAAGAAUUGCAGUUUGUGGAUCAAUUUCAGACUACAAUAGUGAAGUGGAAACCGUCAGGUUUUCUAAGAAGGAUUUCGCAUCGAAGAAGUUGAAGCGGGAAGAGUUUUCGGUUUUUCGUUGGAACGAUCAACGGUCGGAGGCUAUCGAGCAGAUUUUGAAAUGGAUCAAGGAAGGUAGAAUCAAGUGUCGGGAAACGAUUACAGAGGGGUUUGAAAACAUGCCGCAGGCUUUCAUGGGAAUGUUGGCUGGGGAAAACAUCGGCAAGGCAGUGGUGAAAGCUUGAAGAUUCGAUAAUAAAUACAUGUGUGAUGGGAUAAACUCUAAAUACAAGAAUGAGGUUUGGAUUGUGGAGUCGACAUGGACAUUCGACUCGACCACUCACCAACUUCUACGUGUUACAAAUUUGAU
Molecule: messenger RNA, 1983 nt
Organism: Aedes aegypti (yellow fever mosquito)
Lineage: Eukaryota; Metazoa; Arthropoda; Insecta; Diptera; Culicidae
Product: prostaglandin reductase 1
Exons: 2
Coding region: 863-1858 (331 amino acids)
Biological process (GO): prostaglandin metabolic process
Cellular component (GO): cytoplasm
Molecular function (GO): 15-oxoprostaglandin 13-reductase [NAD(P)+] activity; 2-alkenal reductase [NAD(P)H] activity
Source: RefSeq, a predicted model, not a curated record